GCACUGCUUAUUUACUUCCUCUCCAUUGACCAUGUCCGUCCUUUCCUCAUCCCUCCCUUCGUUAGAGAGUAUCUGCACUGCUUAUUUUAAAACGGACUUUUCCUCCCGCACUCUGGAACCGUUUGAAGCUUCUUCUGUUUUGCCUGGUUGUGGCUGUGAGUGAAUAUGGCAAGUGAACGUCAAGAUGUGGACAAAGAGUUUGAAGAGUGGAAAGAAAAACAUGGGAAGAAGUACAAAUCCAAGGAGGAGGAAGCCAAGCGCAAGAAGAUCUGGCUCGAGUGUAGGACCAGGGUCAUAGAACACAACAAGAAAUAUGACAGUGGAGAGUCAACCUUCGAAUGUGGCAUGAACCACAUGUCUGACUUGGAACAUCACGAGGUCUGCUGUGGUGGCAGGAGGAGCUGUCAGGAAGAGAAGAAUGAUAGUUAGAUCUCAAAGUUUGUCUUCCUGCUUUCUGACAUAGAAAUAACAUGAGGUCUGUCGCUGCUUGAUGAAUACGUAGGUCCAAAUGCUUGUUUUACAACAAGACGACAUUGUAAUAUGAAGGAAAUAUACAUAAAAUAAGAAAUAGACUACAAAACCUUUGAACUUUACACAUUUAAUUUACAGUAAAUAAAGUUGAAAGGCAGCUUUA
Messenger RNA from Oncorhynchus nerka (sockeye salmon), 634 nucleotides. RefSeq names its product cystein proteinase inhibitor protein salarin-like. The transcript has 4 exons. The coding region runs from base 166 to 429 and encodes 87 amino acids. NCBI's taxonomy places the organism in Eukaryota, Metazoa, Chordata, Actinopteri, Salmoniformes, Salmonidae. The record is from RefSeq and is a predicted model, not a curated record.